Molecule: messenger RNA, 8574 nt
Organism: Drosophila gunungcola (fruit fly)
Lineage: Eukaryota; Metazoa; Arthropoda; Insecta; Diptera; Drosophilidae
Product: protein dopey-1 homolog
Biological process (GO): Golgi to endosome transport
Cellular component (GO): endosome; trans-Golgi network
Source: RefSeq, a predicted model, not a curated record
UGGUGAAGAAGUCACGGUUAUCAAUCGGUGGUCCAUCGCUAGCGAGUUACAGCAAAAAAUUUGCCAUGUAAAUUAAACACAAAAACAAAAGUGCAAUAUAAAACAAUGUAAAAUGUGUUAGAACUGACAAAACUAAGCUGCGAGCUCUGCAACCCCAAGCCAUCAAAACACACAUCGAACCGAGCCGAAAGUCAAGAUUUAGAGCCAGAGCCAGCAAGCCCACUGGCAAAAGACGUCGCCAUGGAAUCCGCGGACGCACUCGUCGAGGAGCAGAAGCUCAUGGCCGAGGCCAAGUACCGCACUUACAUGACCAACAUCGACAAGGCGCUGCGCAAUUUCGAGUACUCCAGCGAAUGGGCGGAUCUCAUAUCGGCCCUCGGCAAGCUCAGCAAGGCCAUAUCGAGCAAUGCGCAGUACCAGGUCAUACCCCGGCGGCUGAAGAUAGCCAAGCGUCUGGCCCAAUGCAUGCAUCCCGCCCUGCCCUCCGGGGUGCAUCUCAAGGCCCUGGAGACCUACUCGGUGAUAUUCAGCAAAACAGGGCCGGAGCGCCUGGCCACGGAGUUUAUAUACAGUGCUGGUUUAUUCCCGCUCCUUGGUUACGCGGCCAUGAAUGUGCGUCCCGCCCUGCUGGCCAUCUAUGAAACCUACUUCGUGCCCCUGGGUGACAAACUACGGCCCGCUCUGAGCGGAUUCCUCAAUGGCGUACUUCCCGGCUACGACUGUGGACUGGAUCACUUCGAGCGCAUUAGCACUCUGCUCAAACAAGUGUGCAAUGCCGUCAACCCCAUGCACUUCUACACGGUUCUUUGGGAGUCGGUGGCCAACAACGCGGCCAUUCGUCUGCCGGCCAUCACCUACCUGCUGGAGCACUUCAACAAGCGGCUGGACAUGCAGGAGCAGAUCUACAUAAUGGGGCACAACAGGGAGAUCAUGAUGUCGGCCUUGUGUGUCUGCCUGAACGACUCGCUCAUCUUGGUGCAGCGCAACACCCUGGAGUUCCUGCUGCUCGGCUUUCCCAUGCACACAGCACUACUCAGCGAGGAUGACUUGGUGAAACUGGUCACCAACGGGCUCAAUACUAUCCUGCGCAGAGACAUGUCGCUGAACAGGAGACUGUUUAGUUGGCUAUUGGGCAGCGAAGUGGCGAAAAACUCGCCAACCUACGACACCCUAUCGUUGGACACCUCAAACGCUCCUUUGGAGGAGGAGCCGGAACCAUAUUUCGUCAAGCACUCGCGGCACAUUCUAAUCAGAGCAUUAAUCACCACCCUGCGACUGAGCUUGGAGUGUGCGCCCAUGGACCUGAAGCCCUACAGGAUCAUGCUGUCUCUUCUGGACAAGGCGGAGAUUGGCAGUGCCGUACUGGAUUACGUGCUUCAUGACAUUAUAAGGGCCAUGUACAUCUCGAGUGGCAAUGCGGAGGCCUUAAAGUCUGCCAACCUGCUGUUUGCCACUUUCGACCCAGCGUACAUUUGGAGCUACAUGACCAACAUGUUUGAGAGAGCCUGCCUGCAGGCAAGCUCCACGCAGGAAAAUCCUCAAGCGGGUGAAAUAACCGGAAAAUACGCAUGUGAAGUGGGGUCUGGGGAUCCCUGUGUAAUGGAGAUCUGCGUGCUGACCGAGUUUCUGCUGGAAACAGUUUCUCUGGAGAUGUACACAGAGACCACCAGGGUCUAUCUCCCGAAGGUGUUCCUGGCCAUCACCCAGCUGCUCUCUCUACACAUGGAUCACGUGAGCAGCAGCGAGAUCACCGCUUCGCUCAAGCUCUGCAUGAAGAUCGUCUCGCGGGUACAGCCCAUGAUAACAAGUCCCAUAAAACUGAACAAGGUGAUAGAGCAGGGCGGUGGCUCAUCGUCGGACGAGAAGAUCACUGUGCAUUCGGCGAGUGAGACCCGAAAAGUAGAGGGCGCAGCGCAGGGGAGUUCCCUAGAGAAGAGCAAAUCCGACUCGCGGCUUAAUCAGCUUGCAGAGAACUCGCUGCACGGCACGGAUCCCAACGACGAGGAGCUUAUCCGGCGCUCAGCGUCCAAUCAGAGCGUUGGCCGUCAAAGUCCCAGCAAGAAGAAGGCGAAGUCAAUUUCCCGACUCUCAGAGUUGGAUAAGGAUAUCAGCGCCUCAGACACCGGACAGCAGUCGUCCUCGGAUCUCGACACGCCGCGGAGCAUUAAGAAGCUGAAGGCCAAAGCCAAGGUGCCCUUCAUACGUAGCCCCAAAAAACAGCGACCCAAGGAUAUAGUACUGAUUCAAUCAAAUGUUUCCACGGAAGUGGGCGAUGGACCUAGCGCAGAAGAGCCGAAAAGCGCUCCGCCGGAUCAGUCCCCGCAGUUCCAGUUGGAUGAGGAGAGCCGGGCCACACAACAGCGCGGGUUCUCUAUUCUGGAGAAGUGCAUCCGCCAGUACGAGAUCUUUUUCGAGGUAUAUUUGGCUAAAAAACUGCUGCGCAUAGAUUCGGAGCCUAAGGAGUGCGCAGUGAGGGUUCAUCUGCAGCGAACCACCAGCACCAGCCAUACCUCCAACCUCUUCAUGGCCGAGCAGGUGCUAGAGCACGAAUGUCCAGUAAGGGAGUCACAAAUCGAGCGGCUGUUUAACCUGCUCCGCGUGGACAUUGUGCCGCGCUCCAAGCAGCUGCAGCGCUUGCUCAACCGAUCCUUGCCGCUGCCCGCCAGUGCCAGUGACCUGAGCAGCGACAGCGAAGCGCCGGAGGACAAGCAGCAGAGCCUGCUUAUCGACGGACAAACCCAGCGCAGUGUCCAGCAGCUGGCCGAGCUCCAGUUGAGCCUCUCGCUGCGUGGUGCCGUCAAACUGGCGGCCGUUCUGCUCGUGGAGAUGUCAACCUUUCCCAACUGCAACAAACACUUUGUGCUGGACAAAAACGAGCCUGAGUUGCCCAACUGGUUAAAAGUCCUCUGUUUGGUGGCCUGUUUUGCCCAGAGCGACAAGGAGCUGCAGGUGUCCUCGAUAACCACGCUCUUCGAUUUGAUAAGUCAUUCAACUUUAUUAACUCUUUCAGCCUUACUGCGCUCCCAAAUCGAGCAUAACACUAGUCCGGGAGUAACCUUCGUGGUUAUGCUGCCGCUUCUAAGGUUUGGACAUGUCAGCUACAUGGAACAGUACACGCGGGUCUUUCAGUUGGUGAGCUCCAUUCUAUGGGAUUACCUAGGAGCUGCGGGCAUAGAUCCUGCCCAGAUUGCAGCGCUGCUUCAUCAGCUGCACAGCUGCUUGGAAAGCGGUCUGGUGGAAACGGUUAUCGGGAAUCGAAUGCAGGCGCAGCACCUGCUCCAAAUACAGCCGCCAUCCCGUACAGACUUGGGCAGAACUGCCCUUCGCAGCUUCCAAAUGGAGCGUUUGGCGGAUGCUCAGCUCCUGUGUCCCACCGAAUCCACGGAGAGAUUGCGAGAGAGCCAGGCCCGAAGCUUUAAGAAGUUCGAACUGUUGUGGCAUCUGGGCAGAGACAAGCAGACUACACGCGGAUUCGAGAAGACGCUGCUCAAGGUCCUGGACACCCUCGCCUUACCACACUACAUGUCCGAGCGCACUUUCGUGACCAACUGGCUGCAGGCGUCGCUCCUCCGUGGCGAUCUCGCCCGCCUCACCAAGCCCCUCUACAAGAUCCUACUCUCGGCCAGCUCCAAGCGCGUGGGCAUCGUCCACAUGCAGCAGUUGUACCGCGAAGCGGACGCCGAGGCCACGCCCGCCUUCGAGCGCGAUGUGUACGCCAUCAGUUCGGAGCAGGGAAAUGUCAAAUACCACCACAUGGAGACCUCCAGCGGCGGCAAGAAGAAGAGUCCCAUCAGAAACUUCCCCAAGAAGAUCUUUGGCGUCACCUUGAGCGGUGGAAAGGCCAACAAGGUGUCCAAUUUCGUAAGCGACAAAUCAACUGUUUCCACUUGCAACGAAGCGGCGCAGGAUGUGAACACCAUCGGCCUGAUCAUCAAUCCACUGGAAAACGCCAACGACUUUGACGACGAAACGGAUCUGGAAGAGCCCCGCAUUGAGAUCCCGCACAAGGAGACGCCGCUGGAGCAGAAACUGGCCUGCGCGAUGGACGAGAGUGAGCAAGCUUCGCAGGAGCAUCCGCUCCAGCAUCCGGCUACUGAGAGUCUCCAAUAUGAUCAGGACAUUACCGACCAUUCGGACAGCAGUGACUUUGAGUCGGAUUCGGAGCUUCGCGAAACCAGCCUGGAGAAGGAGGACAGCAUCACGGUCAGUUCCAGUGCUGGUGUUAGUGACGAUGUAAAGCGCUUUGUGGGCGACUGUGAAAGUGUCACCGAGGCGUUGACCCAGCACGAAAAGAUCAAGAGCCGCAAGACCUAUCGGUUGACCAGAGAGAAAACACCGGGGGAGACCAGUCUCAACUCCCUGGAGCAAAAGGACCACGAUCAUCAGAGCAUACCGGACCUCCAGGCAGAUGCGCUUCCAGCGGAUGAGUACUUCAGAGAGGACAAGAAGCUGGGCAAACGGAAGAAACUGUUGACUGCUGGGGACAAAAAACGGCUCAGCUGCAUUUCAAAGACCUCCACAGACAGCAAUCUCAGCGGCUCGCACGCGGAGCAGCCAGACCAAGAGGAGGAGGUAACCGAGCCGGGAACUGAGUCCACCAUCAAUGUAGAGGACAAGCGACGCAACCUUAGUCUGGAAACCAGCAAACUUCAGCCGGACAUGCAGAAAACCCUGGAGAAGGGCAAGCAGAAUGUGGAGAUCCUGCGGCAGAAUAACGCAGCUGCAGCCGCAGCGGCGGCAGCAGAAGAGCAGAUCAGCCUGCGCAGCUCGGUGAAGAGCAGCGUUUCUCUGCCGGACGCGGCUCACCUGUACCACAACCACCUGCUGAUCUACCUGGCUAUAUACGACACCCGUCAAACCUUGUAUGCCCUUCAGACGCUUCGCAACAUUAUCUGCUGCGAUCGCCGCACCUUCCUGUGUCUGUCGAUAACCACAUCCUUUUCGAGCGCCAGUCUAAAGCAGUUGCUCGUCCGCCAUCGCAAGAGCAUUUCGGGCAAGGGAUUCGACGGCGGGGUGGGCAGCUCCGAGUAUGCUCAAGGAUAUCGGGGCUGCAUGCAACUGGAGCUGCUGGUCACGCUCUGUUUGUUCUACGCCCGUGGCUACUUCCAGAAGGAAUCGCUGGACGCCCAGCGACAGCCGCCUAUGCUGCAGGACAUUGUGAACAACCGGCGUAUCCAGCUGGAGAGCAUCGAGCUGCUGACCCUGAUCUGCUCCGAGCUGAUAGAGAUCGUCAAGGGCAUGGGUCGGGGGCUGGCCAACUACAUUGCCGAUUUGUUGGCCCGCGCCAAGCUGCAGAAGGUAAUGCUGCACUGCCUGAACAGCUCCGUGUGCAGCUAUGGCCGCAAGGCUUGUUCCAACAGCGGCAGCUAUGCGGAGCAAGUGCUGAGCUUCAAUGAUCCCCAGGACGAUCAGUUGCAUGCGGACUGCUUCCAGCUCCAGCUGCUGCGUUUGCUGUUGGCUGUCAUCCGGCUGGAGCACGAGGUUCACCAGUUGCGGCAGGAUACGCCGUCCGCUGCUGGCGAGGAUUCGGCGGGAAACGCGUCCCCCACCCGCUUGGCGGAGGGAGCGGCGGCCAAUGUGAAGUACCUGCCCAACUGUCUGAUUAGCCAGCAGCCCAUGUUCUUGGCCGCCGUGCUGGGCGCACUGCAGCAGGAACGCUUGCGCCACUUGCACCGCAACUGGACGGACUUGGUGACCUCCUCGCUCAACUGCUUCUCCUUUGGCUCACUCACGAACAUUGUGAUCAGCGUGGUGCACCAGCUCUGCAGCAAUCUGGACCGCCUGGCCAAGAUGGGUCUGCCCCAGCAGCGACACUUCCCGCCCGACUAUGUGGUAUCUCAGCUCGAGGCGUUAACCAUCUUGUGCCACUACUGUUUGCUGGACAACACGCAGCAGACGGCGCUCUCGCACCUGUUUAACCAGGCCUACCCGCAGACCAGUUCCUCGGCGCAGAGUUCCAGCACGGGCCAGUUGCUCAACAGCAUUGUGCAUUCCUUCCGAUCGGCCAGCGAGUCCUCAGCCUCGGCGCCGGCCCCAAGGAACCCCCAAUUGCAGGCUGCCCGGAACGCAGUCCUCUCGCAUCUGCCGCGGAUCAUGAGCAGCGUGGCCGCCAUCUGGGACAGCGAGCUGGGCCAGUUGCGCCCGGUUCGCCAGCAGCUGCUUGAGUUCCUUUCGCCGGUGUCCCUGCACCACGGCUGCAACUUCCUUGCCGCCGUGGCUGUCACCUGGCAGCAGCGGGGGAUGGCCUCGAACAUGAGCGGAUUGAGCAUCGCCGAGCAGUUCCAGAGGAACUCCACGCUGCAGGCGUGUCCUGCCCAGCUUUCGUUGGUUUCCCUGGUCUCCAGCAUCCGGGUGAUGCCGAUGGACUCGUUUGUGAUGACGCUGCACCACGUGGUGCGCUCGCCUCCGCCGAUCCACCGACCACCUGCCCAGCUCAGCAUCGAGGUCAGCUCUCUGGAGCUCUUCUAUUUCUACAUGAGAUCCGCUCCUGCUCCCCAGCUGGCGGAUGCCUGGAGCUCACUGCUGGCCCUCAUCCGGGACGGUUUGAAUCUGACACCGCCGGCGCAGUUCGCUUUGCUGAUGCUGCUGAACGAGUUUGUGCAGCGCUGCCCGCAGAUGCCUUUCCAGGACAAGAAGGAGGUGCGGGAGCUGCACGACGUGACCUCCCGGUUGGUGGACUCCCUUUCCAGCGUGGCUGGAUCCUGCCUAGAGCAGACCACCUGGCUGCGUCGCAACCUGGCCGUCAAGGAAGAUACCGAUGGCCUGGCCAAGGAUAACAGCGUGGGUGGCGGCGGAGUGCAGCAAUAUUCGCUGCAGGCACAGAGCGUGCUGGCCGCCAUUCUGUCCAAUCUGCUGGACGUGGCCUACGGUUCGCAGGAGAAGGACAAGGUGGUCAACAUAGUGACGCCGCUGCUAUACAACAUCACCCCGUAUUUGAAGAACCACACUGCCCGGAACGUACCCUUUUUCUAUGCCUGCUCCGCUCUGCUGGCCAGCCUGAGUGGCUACCAGUACACGCGAAAGGCCUGGCGGAAGGACAUGCUGGACCUGCUGCUGGACAACGCCUUCUUCCAGAUGCACCUCUCAUGCCUGCCCUUUUGGCGCAUGAUCAUGGACAGCCUGAUGACCUACGACAACACCACCUUCCGGGAACUGAUGACCCGCGUCUCGCUCUCGCAGGCUGGCAGCCUGAACAUCUUCACGUCGCGGGAUCAGGAGUACGAGCAGCGGGCCAUGCUGCUCAAGCGGCUCGCCUUCGUUAUAUACUGCAGCGAGUUCGACCAGCACAACAAGUACAUGCCAGACAUCCAGGAGCAACUGGCCAACAGUCUGCGACUUGUCCCCAUGGGUCCUUCCGUGCAGGCCGCAGUGUUUCUGUGCUUCCGUGUGCUGCUGCUACGCAUGUCACCCGACCACGUCACCUCGUUGUGGCCCAUAAUCAUUGCGGAAAUGGUGCAAGUGUUUUUGCAAAUGGAGCAGGAGCUGAAAUCGGAGAGCGAGGAGAGAAACCAACAGCUGCGCAUGCCUUCAGGGAUCGAUGUGUCUUGGUCCUCUGCUUCUGGAGCUAGCAAUGGCUACAGCUCGCAGACUACGAUGCAGCAUUGGCGAUCGGUGCAGUUAGAGGCCUGCAAACUGCUGGAGCUGGGAUGCGUGCUGCCGGCCACCAAGCUGCCACAUUUCCAGAUGUAUCGAUGGGCCUUCGUGGGCACCGAGUUCGAUGUGCACGUGGAGGAGGUGGGCCUGCCCAACGGAAGCCUGGAUAACCUGGCCACAUUGCCCAACGCGUUGUAUGUGCCGCAUGUAAGGCGCGUGGCAAGGUUGAUGGACAUGAAGUACACCAGUCAGUCGCCGAUACAGCAACGUCCCAGCAAUAGACACCUGAUGCUAAACUUCCAGCAACUGCAAUCGCUGCAGGAUCUGUACGCCUUCUUCACCACGCUGGGCAUUAGUUGCCCCCAGCCGCGUAACUUCGCAGACACGGAGAACGAUGUGGCCAACUGCCUGCAGGAGAUCGAGGAGGUGCUGGCCAACGAUUUCCUGGAGAAGCUGCCCAGCAUAACCACGCCAAGAUGAAAACCGGCCGUUGCCCACCGGCAGACACAGUCGCAGAUCCAAGCGAGUGGGUCGCAAUUCGAGCUCAAGCUGAAUCUGAGUCUGGGCAUGGAGUCUGCCAUGGAGUCGGGCAGUGCUGGCCAGGCGGCCCGCAUCCUGGCCGCCGUGCAGGCCAAGCUAACCAGCCAAAAUGCCGAGACGAGCUUCACGCAGACCCACAGCACCCACAGCACCAAUAACAGCAGCAACAGCAAUAAGAAGACCAACUUUCCAUUUUAUGUUUAAGUAAGGAGAUGGAGCAGAAGACGAUGCCGAGUAUGAUAGCUAGCUAUAUAGAUAGACAACUGGGUCGAGUAUAUAAAUGUCCGUAGUGUGAUCGAUCGUUUUAAAUGUUGAGUGUUUAAGAACGCGGUAGCCCAAUAGCCAAUAGCACCCUGUAUGUAUAUGUAUGUAACCAAUGUAUUUAACUGUUGAUAGUUGCUCCCCGAGUCGAUGUGAAUAAAAGAAGUGUUUAACGAUAAA